Messenger RNA from Hevea brasiliensis (rubber tree), 2185 nucleotides. RefSeq names its product probable WRKY transcription factor 19. NCBI's taxonomy places the organism in Eukaryota, Viridiplantae, Streptophyta, Magnoliopsida, Malpighiales, Euphorbiaceae. The record is from RefSeq and is a predicted model, not a curated record. The coding region runs from base 120 to 1829 and encodes 569 amino acids. The transcript is spliced from 6 exons. Gene Ontology annotation, biological process: defense response.
AUUUGAUAUUGCUAAGCGUGGAGAACAAGUUAAAGGCAGUUUACAAAAGGUGGACAAAUGGAAGCAUGCUUUAAUGGAAGUAAGCAACUUAUCAGGAUGGGAUUCACGAGAUAAAGCAAAUGGGCAAGGAUAUUGUCAAUGAGGAAUGUGAACAGCCUGGAGGACGCAGCAGGUUGUGGAAUUAUGAAGAUAUUAGUCAUGUAUUAACGACGGAUACGGGAACUCAAAAUGUUGAAGCCAUAUUACUUAACAUGCAAAACAACAGUAAAUUGGAGGUAAGUUCCACGGCCUUCAUGAAGAUGUGCAAUCUUAGAUUCCUAAAAGUCACGGAUGAUUCCACAGUAGGCGAAGUGCUCCUUCCUAACAGCUUGGAAUUUCUUCCACAAAAGCUAAGAUAUCUUUACUUGAUUAAUUAUCCUCUAGAGUCUUUGCCAUUAGAGUUUUGGCCAAAGAAUCUUGUACAGCUUCAUAUGCCUUUUAGCAACCUCAGACAACUGUGGAAUGAAGAUAAGCCUCUUGGAAAUUUGAAAUUAAUGGACCUCAGCAACUCUAUUUACCUGACCAGGAUUCCAAACUUGUCUAGUGUUGCCCCAAAUCUCGAGUUUUUAUAUUUGGAAGCAUGUUCGAGUUUGGUUGAAAUUCCCUCUCUUCAAAAUCUGAGCAAGCUUACCGUACUAAAUCUAUGUUGGUGCCUUGAGGUCACAGAUUCUCCAGAGAUUCCUUGUAAUAUAAGGAUUCUAACUUUAGAUGGAACUGCAAUAGAACAACUGCCCUCAUCAAUUGAGCAUCUAUCUCAGCUUGUCAAAUUGUCCUUGAAUGAGUGUAUAGAAGUAGUGAGUCUUCCAAGCAGCAUUUGCAAAUUGAAACAUCUUGAAGAACUCUCUCUCUAUGAAUGUUCAAGCCUCGUGAGUCUUCCUAGCAGCAUAGGUGAGUUGAAAUGUCUUGAAGAACUUUGUCUCGAUGAAUGCUCAAAUUUGACAAGUCUUCCAGAAAGCACCAAACAACUUCUGAAGUUGAAACGACUUAAUUUAAGAGAUUGCGAGAGUCUAAAAUGCUUACCAGAGCUUCCAUCAUGCUUAGAAUACUUACAUGCAACAGAUUGCAUCUCUCUGGAAUCUGCAUCAACUUCUUUCCUUUUCUUAGAACAUGAAGAUGAAAGUGAAGAAGCAGAUGAAAGUGAAGCAGCAGAUGAAAAUGAAGAUGCGGAUAUAUGUGAAAGAGAAGAUUUUUUUAAAGAUUGCAAAUUUCUUGAUUUUGGUAAUUGCGUUAAUCUGGAUAAGAAUAAAGUUAUGGAGGAUGCAUUGAAAGCACAUCUUUUGGGUCAGAAAGUUAUAUUAUAUAUUGAAGGAGGUGAAGUGCCAGAAGGGAUGAGUUAUAAGAAUAAAAGUGGAUCCUCGCUUUCAUUCAGACUUAACCGUCGUCACUUAAUUGCCUUUUCUUUCUGCGUUGUUCUUCAUCCCACAGAAUAUUAUCGUAAUCCAGACAGCAUUAAAUGCAGAGUGGAUUUCAUAGAUGAAUCUGGAUACAGCCAUAGCCGUGAUUUGUUUUUAUAUUACUAUGGGGGUUUGGAUGAGGAUGAUGAUUUGGAUUUUAAGGAUUCACCAGAACACGUAUUGCUUUCUUUCAGUGAUAAUAAAUUCGGCUAUGUUGAUGAAGAGUGUUUCAUUGAGGCCUCAUUUCAGUUCUCCAUUGCAGAUGCCGUGGAGUUAAUUACUGAGUGUGGGGUUCAUCCUAUAUAUAGUAGAAAUAAAAAGAGAAGCAGAAAUGAAGAGCAUUUGGAUGACAAGGAACACAAACGACCUCUUCAAAUAUUAAGAGAAGAAGAAUAAAUUAUGAGGAGGAAGAAAAGCAAGAGGAGGCUUCUUCUUCUUCUUCACUCAAUCUAAAUCUCUCACUAUCUCUUCCUGGUUCCUCUUGAUAAUUCUCAGCGUCCAACCAAAACCUACUCACUAUCACAACAGCUCUAUCAUCACCUUAUUUGGUUCUUAAAUACAUGCUGCUCCAUAUUAAUCGCCAUUUGAGAAAGUGCUUUAAAUCAUACAUCAACAGGAGGAUCAUACAACUCCAACAGCAAAAUGCUGAAAGUCAUCUUCUUGGCAAAAUUUCGCAGAGCUUCAUGGCAACUACAUCAGCUAGAAUCAAUGGAGGAACUUGUUUAAGAAAGAAUCUUGAAUGCUUAUUACUU